CGUCUGGUGAUUGGUGAGUUGAAUGGUGCGGGUCGGUCGUCUUUUUUGUUACAUUGCGUUUGUUUUGAUAAAAUAGAGAAUAAAGGAUGAUAAUGGUUUAACAUCAAGUUAUUGAAUAGCAUUUGACCAGUGAAAAAUCGGUAAAAGACGCAGUUUGUCUUAAUCGGCUUUUUCGCAAGCAAAUCAAAAUGAAUGAUACAGGUUGCAUUCACUUAAACAACUUUAAGGCCGCUAAAGGCACCAAUCCGUAUAAAAUUAUCCAUGCAUUUUUUGUGUCGUGCACAUCCUUUGAAGCUAGAAGAUACAAGGCUACUUCAUGUCUUUGUUUUGCUUGUGGUCAACCUGGACCAAGAAUGCAUUCAUGUUUACACUGCAUAUAUUUUGCAUGUUAUGGUGGACAUAUUCAAGAGCAUUCCAAAACUAAAAAGCAUUUUCUGUAUGUUGACUUGAGCUAUGGAAAUGUUUAUUGCGCCCAGUGUCAAGACUACAUUUAUGAUCGAGAACUAACUGAGAUUGCAAUGUCACAUAGAUUGAAAGAAGCUAAGUCGUUGGGAAUGUGUGUCCCAUUUACUCCUUGGAUCCCUAACAAUAAUGAAGCAUUGGCACUUCGACGUUUACGUAAAAGACGUAUGAUAGGCCCACAUACAACCAUUGGUCUACGAGGAUUACAAAAUCUAGGAUCCACAUGCUUCAUGAAUUGCAUUGUCCAAACAUUAAUUCACACGCCAUUGCUGAGGGAUUAUUUCCUAGGCGAGAAGCAUAAAUGCAAAGCGCAAAGUUCGGGGAAGUGCCUCGUGUGCGAGGUUUCAAAGCUGUUUCAGGAAUUUUACUCGGGCGCAAAAACACCGUUGACCCUACACCGUCUUCUUCACUUGAUAUGGACUCACGCACGCCAUCUUGCCGGCUACGAGCAACAGGAUGCACACGAGUUCUUCAUAGCCACACUUGAUGUGCUUCAUAGACACUGCAUGAACGGAGUAGAGGAUAAUGGGGAGAAGAAAGAGAAUGGCCGCUGCAAUUGCAUCAUUGACCAGAUAUUCACCGGCGGAUUGCAGAGUGACGUUGUAUGCACUUCUUGUUCUGGGGUUUCUACCACUAUCGAUCCAUUUUGGGAUAUCAGCCUGGAUGUUGCCGGACCUGGCUCCCUCCAAGCCUGUUUGGAACGCUUCACUCGGGCCGAACACUUGGGCUCCGCGGCCAAAAUCAAAUGCUCCAAUUGCCGGGCGUACCGCGAAUCCACAAAACAAUUAACCCUAGAAACACUGCCAAUCGUCGCCAGUUUCCACCUGAAGCGAUUUGAACAUUCCUCGCAAAUAGAUAGAAAAAUAUCGGCCUUCGUUUCGUUCCCCGCUGAGUUGGACAUGACGCCAUUUAUGUCGUCUCACCGCCGGGCUGUAGAUGCAGCCGAUAAUAACAAUGCACCCGAAGGGAUUUUUGAAGAUAAUAGAUACUCAUUGUUCGCCGUGGUGAACCACCUCGGUUCGUUGGACGCGGGGCACUACACUGCGUACGUCCGCCAGAUGAAAGGCAGCUGGUACAAGUGUGACGAUCACAUGAUUACACGGGCCUCGCUGAGGGAAGUGCUGGAUAGUGAGGGGUACCUGCUCUUCUACCACAAGACCGUUCUGGAAUAUGAGUGUGACGUCUCCUAAAUUGUACCAUAUAAAUAAUGUGUAAUGCGCAAAUUUCAAUCAAUUAUUAAUUUAUUAUCAUGAUUUUGAAUUUGGAAUAUGUCAGCUGUUAACCUUUUUUUAAUUUAUGAUCAUCAUGUCUUUCAGGACAUCAAAGAACAAAGUUUUGCCAUUUAAUAAUUUGUUAAUUUCCAAUUAUAUUUUUACUUUUGAAUUUAUUAAUAAUAAGUUAUUAUUCUACAAUGUGUGUGUAUUCAAUGUUUAAUAUAUUCAAGGAGGGAAUUUGUAAAAAAUAUUGUAAUCCAUUGUUAAAUUUCUCGUAGAAAAUAUUUUCUAUAAUGGCUCGAUAGAAAUACAAUUUUCAUACCAACGGUACAUUGACAGAAUUAUUAAUAUAAACAAUAUAUGAGAAAUUACCAUUUUGACAAUGAAAAACCACAGAUGAAACAAAGCUUGUAUAUGGUUAAAGUGGUGUCAACGAUUAUUUGUAUUAGAAACUGAACUCUAUUAUCGUGAUAUUACGGUGUAGAAGCUAUUGUAUAGCAUAAGGAAUGGAUUUUGAGCGUUGAACGAAAUUUUUGAAUAGCUAUAAAAAUGCUGUAGUCGUAGCUUUUUUCAAUUAUCUUAAAAAUAUUAUGUAAUAGAUUCCCGCUUUUCAAUUGCUCAAUAUCCGUAACCUGUUCGUUUCUAACGAAUUUGUUAGUUUAUAAGCUAUUGACUGAAUGUUUCUCAACUAUUUUAGUUUUCUAUUCGCUUUAUUGACUAGAAAUGUUGCCAGUGAUAAAUUCUCUGAUUUAAAAUUUGGCAAAAGAAUCAUUAAAUCUAAACGCAGACACCACGUUUGAUCGCAAUUUGGAGGUAAUUUUAAAAGAUUGACAACUCUCAGAACUGGAUUUAGAAUGGGCCAUGGUAAGAAAUAAGCAUCAACGAUGUUACAAUAAUAUGUCGGAACAUAAAGAGCGAGUAAUAGCCACCAAAGCCAACUUCAUUCCUCUGUAGUAAGGCGGUAUAUGGUUGCAUCUUAGUAUAUAAUAUAUGUGUUAGAAUACUAGUGUACUUCUACUUUUCCAAACUCUUCUAAUAGACGUCGUGCAAACUCUAUCCUUCUUAAAUGUUUUGAAAUAAAAAAUCGGUUGUAGCUGAUUUAUACGAUACAUAGACAACUUGAUAAAAAUCUAAUUUGAUGUAAAAAUAUUUAAUCUACACAUUCACCUAGUAGUUUUGCGAUACGCGCCAAAACUUAACACUGACAGCUGUCACAGGCAUGCUAUAUUGCAAAUGACAAAUACAACGCUGAGAUUUUUGUAAAAUAGAUCAUCCUCUACGCACUAUGUUUUACAAAAUCGUCAAACAAGAUGGGAACUCAAGUAUAAAUGUUGACAGUUUUCAUAUUACUAGUAAAUGGUUGACUAAAAUAAUAUAGAUUAUUUCAGUUCCAUUAAAAAAAAUAGAGAUUAAUGUCCUUAAAUGUUUAUAGAUAAUACGGAAAUUUAAAACUUUGAUAAAUUAAUUACAUAUAACAUUUUGACGUGCUUUCGCUAGCUAUACGUGUAUAACAUUUGAAUGGAUUUUGAACAAACUAUGCUUAAUCUACCUCGCUGUUCAUCGUUUGCAUUAUCAUAACGUUUCUAUACCCGCCAAAUAUCUAAUAAUUGAAUUACGUAAAAACAAAAUAUUUCAUUUAGAUAAGUAAUACUAAUUUAAAAAUGUAAUAGUAAAAACAAUAAUUAAGAUUGGGCUCUAUUAAAAUACCUUCGUUCCUUAAGAAAAAGAGGAAAACCUUUAAUAAAAACAGUCACAUAUAUGCGGCCACGUAACUUAAAACCCAUAUAAUAAAUAUAUGACACGGUGGGGUUUUUUUUAUUAAUUUUUAUGCCUUUUUUGAACAAAAAGUCCCUUAGGGAGUAAGAAAUUGGUUUAUUAUAAAUAUUUAUGUGGUUUUCAGCUUCAUGUUUCAUUAGAGAAUGUGUUCAUAAAAUAAUUUUGCGUUGUACAAUCGCUUUGUGUAGUUAAAACUUGACUGAACUGACAUUAGUUUGUGAUAUUUAAUAUUUAUGUGUAUGUAAUGAGUAGUCGUAACAAUUUCCUAAUAGACUAUAGGUUAGCUGACUUUUAAUUUGACAAAUCCGAAAGCCUUGGAUUUCAAAAACGAAUAUAACACGUUAAUUGAAUACCUUUAUCAUAAAUAAAACUAAUUUUAUAUGUAACUUGUGACCAUACAAUUACACUUUUCCAAAUUCCAGAACACCGAUUUUUAAUAAAUUUUAAUAGGCCACGGACGCAUCUCCUGACGGUUAAGAUGAUAUUUUCCUCAUUUGUGUUCAUCUAACGUAACAGGAAAAGACAUUAAGGUGUAUCUCUUGACAUAAUUAUUCAUUUAAAGUUUGAUUUUAAAUUGACGUUUGGAUCUGCUACAGAUAUUAACAAUAUAUUAAAUUUAAAGAUUUAUGAAUGAUAAAAUUACUAUUAAAGAUUUGUAAAAAAAAAUCACUUAAAAUGUAAAGAUUGUUUUUGGUGCAACUUUAUUAAAAUUUUGUGUUACUCUGUCAAAGGUUAUCCUUUUAAUAAGAUAAGCUUUAGAAGUUAUGUAUGUACGCUAUUUUAAUUAAAUUACUUGACUUGAUUUUCUUAAAUUUUUAAAUAGAGACACUUGUCGUAUUCUGUAUUAUACAACACAACAAUUGUGCAAUCAGCGCUCGUACCCUGUAACUUUACAGCGAUGCCGAUCCUCACGUUGUUCGUUCAAUGUAGUCACAAUAGCUCUGACGUCGCAACCGCUAUCGGAAGUUACAGAAUAAGGGCCCUGGUAUGAUAUUCCUAUUAUUAUUAUAUUCUAGAAAAUUAUGUCAGCUGAGCAAAUUUGUGUGUAUGUUACAAUUUUAGAUUCUCAGUAAUUAUAAAAAACCCUUAUUGAGACGAGUAUUAGAUUUUAAAUAGCAUCGUCCUAAUGUCUAAUAGAUGUCGCCAGUAAUUUUAUUUGCAUUUAAUAAGUUAGAUCCUACCCCUCUCAAAAUCCUUAGAAUUAAUGUGUAUAAAUGUAAUCAAAUAAUUGUUAAAUUACUUGACCACUCUUUCCUGUAUUUAAUGUACGAAUUAAACCAACAUAUAGCGGUUUUCUGACAUAUACUUCAUAUGAUAAUCUAUUCGUAAGUUAAAUGUAGGAACUAGAUGUGUAUGUAAUCAAUUUUUCAAUACAGGUAUUACAGUAAAAUAUUCGAUUGUAUUAUUGUAAAAAUUGGUGUUAUAAUAAAAAUUAUUAUGAUUUA
Molecule: messenger RNA, 4897 nt
Organism: Pieris napi
Lineage: Eukaryota; Metazoa; Arthropoda; Insecta; Lepidoptera; Pieridae
Gene: not
Product: ubiquitin carboxyl-terminal hydrolase nonstop
Exons: 10
Coding region: 189-1652 (487 amino acids)
Biological process (GO): protein deubiquitination
Molecular function (GO): zinc ion binding; cysteine-type deubiquitinase activity
Source: RefSeq, a predicted model, not a curated record